GAAAGUCCUUUCGCCGGUCAUGCAUCCAUAGAGACUGAAUAGACGUGGCCUGUGGGAACGUCACGGGAGUACCCGACGGCCUUUAAAUGCGACGCUCCCUAUUGUCAUGCAUCCAUUCCGUUACAUGUCGAAGAAACGGGCAGCGCCGCCGUUAGCUCCGGCGCCCUUUCGCCGGCGCUUAUGGCUGUGUCUUGAACUCGUCGCAGCCAUCUCAGUCCUCGCUUUCCUUUUCGUCCUUCUAAGGAUUCAGUCCUACGCACCCAACCCACCGACGCCUACGCUUCUUUACCGAGACCCUAUUCCUUUUUCCGGUCAACCGAAGAUCGCUUUCCUCUUCCUCGCCCGCGCGGGCCUGCGCCUUGAUUUCGUUUGGCAUAACUUCUUCAAGAAUGCUGGAGCAGGGAAUAUCUCUAUAUAUGUUCACUCGAAGCCGGGGUUCAAGUUUGAUCAGUCGACGACGAGGUCAGCCUUCUUCUACGGCCGUCAUGUAGAGGAUAGCGUGCAGGUGAAGUGGGGGGAGGCCAGCAUGAUUGAAGCUGAGCGGUUGCUGCUUAGAGCAGCUCUACAGGAUCCUGCAAACCAACGUUUUGUUUUGCUUUCUGAUAGCUGUGUUCCACUUUACAACUUCGAUUAUGUGUAUAACUAUUUGAUGUCCUCCCGUAAAAGUUUUGUGGACAGUUUUUCAGACAAAAAGGAGCGUCGUUACAAUGAGAAAAUGGCUCCUUCCAUCCCCAAGCACAAAUGGAGGAAAGGAUCUCAGUGGAUAACAUUAAUAAGAAGGCAUGCAGAAGUCGUGGUUGACGAUGACUUUAUUUUUCCAGUUUUCAAAGCAUUUUGCAAGGUAAGUGUUCCCUCAAAGUUGACACAUCAAACCCGUCUUGGGAAUGAUGAAAUUAUUAUGGCUGUUGACCCUGAUACUAAAGAACUUCUUUAUUAUGAGGAUAAGGCGGACCUCUCACAGCAUCAUAUCACCCUUGAUAAGAUGUUGCUUUCUGAGAAUUCUGCUCUUUCCUUACACAAUGAUAAGCAGGGGAUCAACAAUGUAUAUUAUGAGACAGAUUUACGGACCGAAUGGUGCAAAUGCAACGUUACAUUUGUACCCUGCUUCCUGUUUGCAAGAAAAUUCUCCCCUGGAGCUGCCAUGCGCCUUUUGAAGGAGAGAUUGAUCGAGUACAGUUCUCAUACGCUGAAAAAAAAUGCAGUGUUUGAUGAAUACACUUUAAUUGAGAUGUGGGCUGUUUGGUUUGCUGAAAAAGCAAUUCGUCCUUUUGCUUUAUGGGAGCUUGUGAUCGAAAAACCUACAAAGUCCAAAACUGACAUCCCAUAUGAGAUUAUGAUCCAUGGGAUGUUCGUAGAGGAGAAAUGCACGAAGCAUCAUGAGGAUGCUUCUGCUCAUUUAAAUGUAAGCAAAUCUCUGAUCGCAUUGGUAGGGGAUGUUCAGCGGGCUCAGGCUGAGUCUGAUAUGCUAGGUCAACUUAAAUAUGAGAGGGAGAUUUCUUGCUUCAAAGGCUACUUCGGCUAG
Molecule: messenger RNA, 1522 nt
Organism: Phalaenopsis equestris
Lineage: Eukaryota; Viridiplantae; Streptophyta; Magnoliopsida; Asparagales; Orchidaceae
Exons: 12
Coding region: 107-1522 (471 amino acids)
Cellular component (GO): membrane
Molecular function (GO): glycosyltransferase activity
Source: RefSeq, a predicted model, not a curated record